UAGCCCUGUACAGUGACACGCUGACACGGCACCUUUGCAGCGAGUGAUCAUGGCUGCUCGUCUCCCUCUGCUCUGGGCUCGUGGCCGCCGCGUCCUCCUUCUCGCCGUCGUGCUCUCCCAGCUCGGCGCGCUCUCGUGCCAGACCCUCCGCGGCUCCGUCACCUGCCUCGGCUGCCCCGCGGGCCACCACCUCUCCGGUGUGGUCAUGGGGGUGGAAUGCAGCGGCGUCGACGGCGGCGGCGCGGGCCCGCACGUCGUGGCGCGGACGGACGGCGGCGGCAACUUCAGUGUGGCCGUGCCGGAGUCGGUGCCGGCCUCGCGGUGCGCAGCGAGGGUCCUCGGCGGCACGGAGCAGCUCUGCGCGCCGCAGAGGCUCACCGUCGCGCGUGUCGUCGCUGCCGGGCGGCCUGGCUCGUACGCGCUGGGAUCCCGCCUCGCUGUCUUCACAAGGUGUGAAGGAGUCGUCGCGACGAUGUCCGCCGGUGGUGGCAGCGGCCAGAGGUCACCCCUGACCCCGAGGCUUGCACCGCAGUUGCCCUCGCCCAGCGUGCCGCCGCUCGUUGGACGCAGCAGCCCACCCUACGGCCUGGGCAUCCCUCUCAUCUACGUCUUUCCUUUCAUCCCAAUCAUUGGCAUCCCCUAAAAUGAACGUAGCCGCCUUCUCCUUGCGGUACUCGCCUGAGUAUUUUGUUAUUUUCUUUCAGCCAAGUUUGCAGUAAUCCCUAGCCAUCCAUGUCAGUGAGGUCACCUUAUGUAUGAACAACGACCAAUAAUGUGACUGUGAGUCAGCAUG
This is a messenger RNA of Triticum urartu, 793 nucleotides long. RefSeq lists its product as uncharacterized. NCBI's taxonomy places the organism in Eukaryota, Viridiplantae, Streptophyta, Magnoliopsida, Poales, Poaceae. The record is from RefSeq and is a predicted model, not a curated record.